AUGGAGGUGUUCGAUCUGGCGGCCUUUCGCACUAGGAUGAAUGAUGUGGAGAGGGAUGUCAGGGUAAUGGCAUUGUUUGACCUCCAACAGGCGUUGAAGUCGACCGUUUUUAAACCCGACAGCGUAACGUUAAGUAAAAUAGUAGAGUAUGUUACGACGUGCUUUGCACAGAGCGAACCUUGUAGGGAAGUUCGAUGCAAUGCAAUAAGACUUGUCCCACAGCUACUCCUUUUGUCCGGUGAGAAGGACCAGGAACGUUUAGUAUCGCUCCUCUGCACAAGUUCCACUUCACAAAGGGCGCGUUUCGGCGAGAAAGGGUAUUCGGAGCUGCACGACAGCGCCGCUCGUGCCCUCAAACUGGCUUGCGAGUGCAUGUCUUCAAAGGCCCGAGCAGACGUCGAGAGUUGGCAGCGUCUGGUGCCUGUUGCACGGAAGAUCGCCGACGCACUGUCAUCUGCGUUGGAGAAGGGAGUGGAGGGAGUUGUUAGGGAGGGGAUAUACGACUGCAUUGGGGUCCUCAUAUAUCCGUUUGGUAGGGUAUUCAUAUGUGAUGUUGGUUGUGUUUUGACCAAAAACGCUUUGGCCGAUGUCCAUCACACGGGCCAGUUGCGUAGACGUGCUAUUAGUUUCCUAUCGUUAGCAUCUCCGUUUCUUUCGGAGGAUCUGUUCGAUGCCGUUUUUGAAGUUGGAGUCCGCGGGUUACGGGAGGGAAAUCACCGUGGUGCGGUCGUCAUGCCUUAUUUACAGUUGUACGAAGGUUUGGUUAAGGGUUGCCCAUCACGUGCGAAGACGGGUGCACUCGAAACUAUGAAAUUCCUCACCGACGGACUCAGUGCACGUUUAAGUCACGAAAGCGCGGAUGCGGAUGCAUUCGAUGACGAUGAUUACGAAGUGUGUGACGCUACAGUGCGGCUGAUGCACUUGAUGGUUUGUCAGUAUUCCAAGGAACUGGCUACCAUCCAUUGUGCUCUUUUUGUCCAAGCACUAGAGAUUGCCAGGUUUGAUCCCAAUUACUGCGACAACAUGGGGGGCCUUGAUGGUUGCGAUUCGUCGGAUGCAUCCGGGUUGUAUUUCACGGAGGACGAUACGGACAUGUCGUGGAGACUGCGGAUGUGGGCAGCUCGAUUACUUGCGUUAUUGAUUGAACUGUCUCCCUUUUCCACGGAAUUAACACAUCAGCUAGGUUGUGAGGUCUUAUCCUUAAUUGGGGACCGUGUGGAGGAGGUUCAACUUGCCGCUAUUCAUUUCGUUGACACCGUCAUCCAGAGUUCGAGGGGUGCAUCUGUUUGUACAUCGCUGUUGCUGUUUCUGCAGGGUGCAAUCGACCCUUUGUUAGGUGCUCUGAACACCCGAGAGCCGAAGGUAGUUGUUGCGGCUGCCAAAGCGCUCCAGAACCUUUUCUAUUUCCACUGGAGCGUUUUCACGACGGAGGUGUGCCGCGCACAUGACAUUGUGGAUAAGUUGUUAAAGGCCCACCUGACUGGUAAGGAAUAUGCGGUCGUUGAGCUUACCGCGCUCGCUGUGCGCAUGUUGGAGGGUACCUCUCAUGGCCAACCAAAUAUUAAGUUGGUUACCAAGCUCCUGGAUACAGUUUACGCGGCGGUAGAUGCGUAUGUGUGCGGUGGGAUUGGUCAAAUUGUUGUUUGCUCGGUGAAGGCCAUGGCGCAUACCUCCGGACUUGCGGGCGCUGCUUACUGUGAAAGGUGCAUGGAGCUUUACAUAUCACUCGCGCUGAACGCCAAUUUCGGUGGUGAACUGAUUUCCUCCGCUGUUGAGGCAACCAGGCACUGUAUGUCUACGUUUGCGGCAUCACUGUCUGUGGACUACUUUCGGCGUUGCGGAGGGCGUUUAGUGGUGCUAUCGGAGGGAAGGCAAGUUGCCAUUCGUUUGCUGAAGGAUUUGACGGCUUCCGUGCCGGCGGCUCAGCUCCAACCCCAGGAGCUGGAACGACUGAGUAAUAGUAUCGGAAGGCAAGACCGUGCGGUGCAGCAACACAUUGUGUCCAUUGUGUGCAACGCUCUUGAUAACAGCGGCCAACUUACCGCGGAAACGUUGGAGGAUAUGUUCGAGUUUGCGCGGUCAAACUCUCUAAAAAGUGGUGAUCGUUUGUUGGUUCAAGCAACGCUCGAGAUGUUGGAGAAGAUUUGUAGGAGGUUCUCCAAUUUAGGUGGACGAAUAGUGGACCAACUGCUUCCAACCGUUUGGGAGAUAUUAUCGUCCGCACCAAAAUGCGCUGGUCAUCACCCCUUGCUGCUUGUGAGAGGCACCGCGGUGCUGAUCCGCUCGCUGCACCAGAUGCUGGAGCCCGCGCAGCGUUCUGACUUGGUUGAACAAACACUUCGGUACGUUUCCCGGUCGAAGUUUCGUGAAACGAGUAGUGAGAUACUAAGAGGUGUAGCAUCGGUAGACGAAGGCAUACUCGAGAGGGUUGGUUCACUCAUGUCUGGGGACGAUUCGCUUCUCUGCAUUUGUGUGGGUACCAUAGGAAUGUCCGUACCGCUGCCCGAUAUGUGGGAGGCACGGCUUUUUAGAUUUCUUUCGUCCACCGGUGCCGAGAACUUAGGUUCUGUUGUGCCUCUGGCUGUGGGUCGUGCUGUCUCGAAUGCACAAAAUCGUUCUCUCAUGGAGCGGGUUGUAGAAUCAGCAACGAGAAACACAGGCGGUGCAGCUUUAUUUUGGAGGGCGAUCCAUGAGGCUGCACUCACCACGGUAGCUGGGGCAGAAUUAUCUCCCUUUAGUGAUCCGUUCUUCUGCAAGGGCGUCGUAGAAAAGCUUAUGGAAAAUCUGCUCGAGGAUGAUACGGAGACUGCUGCCACCGUUUUGGGAAGUUUUGCUCCGUUUGUCCGUGAUUAUCUGAUUGACAUAACGGCAACUCAUUUGAGCGAUGAGUUGGACUCCAAGAAGGCUGUGUGCAUAACUGUGCAGCGUUAUUUGCUCUCGAGUGUCAAAAAUACCGAUGAAUGCCCCAGGUUGGUGAGCGCUAUUGAGAGGGCUUUGCGUUGUCUCAGUCGCAAGGCAGAUUUAAGGGUUCGAUUUGCCGCACUUCAACUUUUCGCCACGCUCCUCUCGGUGAAACCACAUCUUCUUAUUGGUUCGUAUGUUCGAGAUGUGGUGUACCCAUGCGUCCUUGAAGAGUUGUUAGAGGACCCCACUCUCGUGCUCGCCAUCAACCUUGGAAGUUGUACUCACAGGGAGGACAGGGGAAAAGAGAUGCGGAAGUUGGCGUUUGAGUGCGUUUCAAUGCUGCUCCGUGAUGCGGAAGACCGGGGAAAGGAAAGUAUCCUGGAAUACUGUGGCCGCUAUGAGGAACUUGGCCGAUGUCUUGUUCAUGCUUGCGGACCGAGAGGAGGGGGAGAGACAGACGGAGACAUAAACACUAAGGCAAUGGACCUCAUUGUGCGGUUUCUACGACUUUGCCCGUCAUCACCCUGCGACGGUUCUCAGGUGAUGGUUUUGUACGAAAAGCUCAAGAUGGCGCUAGGGGUGGACAUUGAGCGCACUGCUCAAGACGCCUCCAAGAAGCAACUCUUGAAGAGGCAAGCACUCAACUGCAUCAUGUGUCUUAGUGAGUGGCCACCUUUCUCAUGUCACCCACAGUGGCAGUCGCUCGUUUUACUCGCUCAACAAAAUCCGCUGUUGCCAGAAGCAAUCAAAGUGACGUGA
This is a messenger RNA of Trypanosoma brucei brucei TREU927, 3663 nucleotides long. RefSeq lists its product as hypothetical. The coding region runs from base 1 to 3663 and encodes 1220 amino acids. Lineage: Eukaryota; Euglenozoa; Kinetoplastea; Trypanosomatida; Trypanosomatidae. The record is from RefSeq and is a predicted model, not a curated record. The transcript has a single exon. Gene Ontology annotation, cellular component: nucleus. Gene Ontology annotation, biological process: protein ubiquitination; SCF complex assembly.